GAAAUACAAUCACACAAUCACUGGACUUUUGACUGAUUGGGAAAAGACCAAUUCACAAUACUCAUAGAUAGUUUGCAAUGCUGUUGCAUUGAAUGAAACCUAAGCAUGGAAUUAUGACUCUAUAACACUGUAACUGGAUCCUGCAAGACACAAGUGUUCUUACAUUUUUACAUUGCGCCAACACUGCAGCUUCAAAACAGUUCGUUUUAGGUACAUAGCUUUGCGUCUGCAACAACUGCGAGCAUUACAUUAACUAUCAACACUUGUAUAAAUUGACAUAACUUAUUCAUAAGUCAGAUCUUGACUAACACUGAGUAACAGUAAUUCUGCUCAAAUUUAUUUUUUACAAACAACUGGUAUAUCACAACCCAUCUGCUAAUAUGUUUUCUCUGUCAAAUCUUGUGGUGCUGGUCCCAGUAGUGUCUCUCUGUGGUUUACUCUACUCUGCUGCAGUAGAUGAGAACUUCCCCCAAGGUUGCACUAGUGCCAGCGGUCUCUGUUUCUACAGCCUGCUACUGCCAGUCACCAUACCCGUCUAUGUCUUCUUCCACCUCUGGAGCUGGAUGGGGAUCAAAUUGUUUAGGCACAACUAGGACACUGACCCUCUUCUGCAACUGUAUAUGAAAUGCAGUGUAACAUGUUAUUUUAUUUUGGUGAGAGCUUAUUUGUUGUUGUGUGGGACGGUUAUAUCGAAUGUGUUUACAUUUGAGAAGCAGGGCCUAGUGGGUUGCUUUGAAACCUGAGUGGUAGUAUGUCAUAUUCAGGUGGCCCUUCAGUUGCCCUGCAUUUUGCUUGUGUGUUGCUAGUGCUAGAGUCUCAACUACCAGGUCUGUACAGCUCAGUCAACUCAUAUCUUGUUCCAAAACAUGUGAAUUAAUAGCAUGAAAAAUAUCAAGGAGUGUGGGAAUUUCAUGAAUAAAGAUCAUGUGAUUGGCG
Messenger RNA from Lampris incognitus (smalleye Pacific opah), 936 nucleotides. RefSeq lists its product as uncharacterized. The transcript has a single exon. Lineage: Eukaryota; Metazoa; Chordata; Actinopteri; Lampriformes; Lampridae. The record is from RefSeq and is a predicted model, not a curated record. Bases 381 to 593 code for a protein of 70 amino acids.